AUGUUUGUUGUUAUAGGGUAUUAGUUUGAUAAUUAAAUAGAAUUGUUCGUUGUGAAAAUUAUAAUAAGUUCUGUGCAGAGUUAUGUUAUUAUUUUAACUGUUUGUUAUCAUUGUGUUGUUCUAUUUCGACAAUGGAUCCCUUUACUCAGCGUAUGUUAGAGCGUGCAAGAGCAAGGCAAGAGAAAAUUGACAAAAAACUAGCAAGUUCUGGCCAAGUUGUGCCGAAACGAAAACCAUUGACUGAAAAUAUUGAUAAUUUGAAAAAGGACAACUCACCUGCGAAGUCACCGGCGAAAACCGCCAAAGAAUCUAUUGUUUCGCCAAGAAAGUCUUCAGAAUCGGCUGCAAAGGCAAAAAGAACAAGUUUGAAGGACCAAUUAGCUGUUUCAACGCCUCAGAAGUCACGCAACAACGUGGUAGUGACAAAAAAGGAAUUUAGGAGUCCUAGAAGUAGUGUCACGCGACGAAACUCUGAUGUAUCAGUGGAGAUCAACAUUGGACAUAGAAAUGAUAUACAGAUUGAGGUUCAAGUUGAGGAACGAGAUGCUCCAAUCAGUAUAGUGUACAAUCCAGAAAGUGUUGGAGAGAAUGUGAUCAUAAAGGAAAUUGAAGACGACACAUCUAACGAGAUGGAGAAGCAGAUCGACGUUGGCGACCACAAGGAGCGCGCUGGACUGAGGCAUGAUAUAAAAUCAAGACUGGACAGACUAGGAAAUCUGUAUUCAGAUAAACCUAAUCUGUCAUCGCCAAUUCACCGUACUGAGCAGGAGUUCACAUCAGGUACUCCGCCCACCGGCGAUGUAAGAGAAAGCAAACCUGAUGGACGAAAGAAGUACGGCAGGCUCGCUGCACUGGCGGAUCAGAUCAACAACUGGGAGGAUGACCUUACACACCACAAUUUCCAAUCGGAAUCUACAAAAAAGCAACUAGAACGGAGGUAUGGUGCAAAACCUGACACUAAGAAUGAAAAGUUAGACUCAUCCACACUGGAUGUCUCAAUACAUUCUAUGAAGGAUAUUAACAAGGUGUUACACUCCAACACUGCUAAGGCCAGUCAGGCCAAGACAACAUCGACAAAACCAACUGUUAACGAGUUGAAGAAAGAAAUAGUUGCUGAACUGGAGGGCGACGGAUACCGGCGGGUGUCCGCCAGCAAAUCGCGCCUUGUAUACGAUUUCACGACGCGACCCGAACCCGCCCGACAGGAGCCGAAGUCCGCAUCGACUACCCCCAGUGCAGCCGCUGCCCCCAACAUGGCUGCAAUGGUCGCUAAUACUCCUAUAAAUCCCGUGACGAAAAAACCAUCAAUCAAGAAAUACAGAGCUCCAACGCCGCCAUCGAAAAUCGCGAGCGGCGUUGAUGACAGUGAGAAAGACAAAGAAAAUAAUGUUGUGCAAAAAGAAGAAAAUGAUAAUGACUCAAGUGAUUGUGUACAAACAAAGCCGGAGCCGGCUCAAAAGCCGGUGUUCAAUUCGCCCAUUAAAAAGUCAGCGCCCAAGUUGAAUGGUAAUGUGGAUAGAAGUUCUGUCCUGUCAAAAGCAGCAAUGUUUGAGUCAGGUAGCCCAAAAAUGAAGGAUCCCGCAGAAAUGUCUCUGAGGGAGCGGAAAGCUCUUUUCGAAAAGAAUAAGGGCGCAGCGAUUGUGCCCAAGGCUCCCUUCGGUAUGGCACCCUCUGUCAAAACACUUCACGGCGAAAAAGGCAAAGCAACACCAACCGUACAGCCAAACACAAAGUCAACGCCAACAAAAUCGACCACUGCUUCAAAUAAUUGCAGAACAAAUUCUAAAGAAGUCGCUGAAGACAACGUCAGCCAAAGUUCCCUCGGAGGAGGUAUAAAAGGCAAACUGGCGGCUUUAUUCAGUAAAGAGCAGACGAUAAGCGAGACAACAAUAGCGAAUAAGUUUAAACAGGAAAGAGAGAAGGAGAUGGAGAUGCUACAAAACAGAUUUAAUUAUAAGCCCAAUCCUCAGAAGUCGCAAGAACACGAUGAUUCUGACGACGAUCACAGUGAACAUGAUCCAUCAGAGAAUGCGCCACUCAUGGGCAGCACGACAAGUUUAGCCCUGGCUGGGAAGAAGCCAGAAAUUAUAUCCAAUAUACCUAAAACGGUGAAUGAUAAGGAACAACCCUGUGAUAAGGAGAGUGAUACGAAUAAGGAGAAAAUAAUUGGAUCACAACCCGUUAAAAGACGAAGUUCACAAUCCCAUGACUCGCCAGUAGUACUGUCAGUAUUAGAUGACGUUAAAAGAAUUAAAGUAAAUGAUAAGAAGGGAGCCAAUGGUGCAGUGUUACAACAACCAACUAGUCUGUAUCCACAUUUAUCGGACAUAGAGACAGAUAAUUCUCAUACGCCAGAGGAAUAUUCCGACUGCGGCGGCUCAAGUACGGAGAAUCUAAACGACAAUUUAAAUAAAUCUGACAACUGGGCUGAGACAUCUUUCGGUCGUGAAGUCAUGAAUGUGGUAAAGAAAAACAACACCAGCUACAAGAAAGCAGUUCGCGAGUGCGAGACAGAUAGUUCAGACAGCGACUGUGACAGUGAAUUGAAUGAUAUGCUGGAUGAAGCCAUCAAUGAGGAAAUCGAAGGACCCACACCACCUAAAGUCAACAAGCAUGGGAGCCUGUCAUCAACAAGUUUCGUGUACCAGGAGAAAGCGCAGUUCAAGUCUCCCCUGAAAUGCCAGCCGCAGUGCGUGACGCCAUCGACCCCCGCUCGAGACAAAGGCAGCGAGCUGGUACACAGUGUCAGUUUCUACAGAAGGAUGCAAAGUGCUACCACGACACCAACGACUCCAAUGCGCAUCAUCCGACACCAGUCGCCGGAGCGUGACAUCCCGCCGACAUCGGAGCCGGCCGCCUGUGUCACCACCGUGCGACAGCGGAUCAAGGAGCUACAGAACGAGAUUACCAAGCAACAGACUAUUAUAUCACAGGCCAGUCAAGCGUUAAAUCUGUGUGCAGCUACUAUUGAAUUCAGUGGCUCCACUGAACAAGCCGAAGGCGAGAGACUGCUUUUACUCGCAACACACCGUCGGCAGGCGAGCGUGCACGAAGUACAACGUUUGCAAGUAGAGGGCGCUGGCCCAGCAGCUUCCGCCGGGAUGGCCGCACUCCAUAUCAACAGCCUUGUUGUUCCACUGCGUCGCGACUAUGUACGACAACUAAAUGCCGACGGUGCAACGGGUCAUCACGCUGUGUGUCUACUGAAGUGCCGUGACCGCGUGCUCGCUAGUAGCAUGCAGCUCACGCAGCCGAACUCGACCCUGCUACACUUCCCUGAUGAAAUACGCAUGGACGGUCUCACCAGCGAUUUCAAGGUCACAGUUGAAGUGUAUUUACUGCAAGCGUCCAAAGAAAUAUUACCACAUGAGGUGAAAUAUCAUAUUUCAAGCAAAAAGUCGAGUUCGAAGCUGUUAACUCCAAAGUCAAAAGUGUCCGAGUUAAAAGCACCCCGUGUACAAAGUCCGGCCGGACCGCUGGCAGUCCGCAGCCCUCAGUUCCAACUGCACGGAUAUUGUAUAUUCGCACUGCAACAGGCCACCAGGAAAACAUUCACACUCAAUAAGGUUCCAUGCGGGAGUCCUCUGGAUGGCUCGAUCCAGCUGGACAUGGGGGCGAAGGUUCGAGUUCCGGCGCCAGCACCCCACGCGGCCUUCCUCACGGCCUUCGACGACGUGUCCGGGCUGGGCGCGUGGCACCGCAGGUGGUUCCGACUGCAGCCGCCGCAACUCUCCUACUGGAAGUAUCCCGACGAUGUGCAGCGGAAGCUACCAAUUGGCGACAUCGAUUUAUCCACCGUAAUCUCCGAGAAGGUAAUAAAAGCACCCCGCGAUCUAUGCGCGCGGCCAAACACAAUCCUACUAGAGUCGGCCGUUCCCACCGGCCUCAUAGUGCCCGACAGCGGAUCUUUAGUAUACUUCAAGAGAGAAGACGGCACUGUCCUCAGGAGGCACCUACUAGCCGCCGAUACUGCGAAAGACCGCGAUGUUUGGUUAGACUGUUUGAAUAAAGCAUUAGAAUAUGUGAGGUGUUGUGCUACAGAUGAUGCUUAACAAGGUCUUGGUAUGGUUUAUUAGUAUUUAUAGUUUUAACUUUCGAUUUAUUAAAUUAGAAAAC
Molecule: messenger RNA, 4116 nt
Organism: Achroia grisella
Lineage: Eukaryota; Metazoa; Arthropoda; Insecta; Lepidoptera; Pyralidae
Gene: scra
Product: anillin
Exons: 21
Coding region: 132-4052 (1306 amino acids)
Biological process (GO): mitotic cytokinesis; actomyosin contractile ring assembly; septin ring organization
Cellular component (GO): actomyosin contractile ring
Source: RefSeq, a predicted model, not a curated record